GCUGCAAGUCCUUCACAGAUAGUGCCGGCAACGCAGCUAUGUGCAUCUGGAGCGUCAUCUGAACAGCGGCGACUUUCAUUGGCACAGCUUCCCACAGAGCCACAAUGCUGAAGACCAUCCACAACAAAAUGGCCCAGAACGGCGUCGGCAUCGGAAACUGGAAGCGGGAUGAAAUUAUCUCUGAAGCUGAAACCCAAAUGUGUGAGCUAUUCCAGCUCCCCGUCACCCUGGAUGGGUUUGUCCCGCAUCACCACCCCAAGAUUGCGCGGAUAAAACUCGCCGAGCGUACUAUGUGGCCUGUGUUCUACUUUUACAAUCAUUAGAACACGGGUAUGCAUUUUAACAUGAUAGCAUUCGAAGAGGACCAUGCGGUUAUGUCUCUUGGAUUAGGAUACAAGAGCAAUAAUGGCACGCUUGGAAACCGCGAAUCCUAUGAGGAUGAGUACUCUACCAAUGGUGGCAUUGAUUUCACCGAUUGUUUUAAUGAUACGCAGAGCACGUAUUUGCUCAAUACGGGCUCGGAACACCAGCAGAUGGAUAGAGAUAUUCAAUGUUACUUCCUGGAUUUGGAGAUACUUGGGGGCUGGAGAUCCAGAUCUACGACUCUGAGAAGAGGGCGAC
Aspergillus alliaceus is the source of this 621-nucleotide messenger RNA. RefSeq lists its product as uncharacterized. Lineage: Eukaryota; Fungi; Ascomycota; Eurotiomycetes; Eurotiales; Aspergillaceae. The transcript has a single exon. Bases 105 to 323 code for a protein of 72 amino acids. The record is from RefSeq and is a predicted model, not a curated record.